Molecule: messenger RNA, 3040 nt
Organism: Triticum aestivum (bread wheat)
Lineage: Eukaryota; Viridiplantae; Streptophyta; Magnoliopsida; Poales; Poaceae
Product: putative disease resistance RPP13-like protein 1
Exons: 4
Coding region: 1-2637 (878 amino acids)
Molecular function (GO): ADP binding
Source: RefSeq, a predicted model, not a curated record
AUGUUCCUGAUGGAGUCAGGGGACAAGAGUGAUAGCAUCAUGGUGUUUGCCAUAGUUGGUGUUGGUGGAAUUGGUAAGACUACCCUCAGCAAGAAGGUCUUUAAUGAUGAGGCCAUCCAAGACAAGUUCACCACAAAGAUAUGGUUGAGUGUCACACAAGAGUUCAGCGAGGUUGAGCUGUUGCAGACGGCCAUCACUUCCGCCAAUGGAAACUUGCCAGGGCCAGGUGGUUGGUCUCAAGACAAAGCUUUGCUUGUGCCGGCUCUUGCGAAUGCUAUCAGAGACAAGAAGAUAUUUCUUGUGUUGGAUGACAUGUGGGGCAUCAAUGAAUGGACCAACUUGCUCAAGGCUCCCUUUAGCCACAGCGCUCCUGGUAGCCGAGUCCUCAUCACAUCAAGACAUGAAGCCAUUGCUCGAGGCAUGAAAGCUGUGCAUCCUUACCACCAUGUUGACAAAUUAGAGCCUGAAGAUGCUUGGUCAUUGCUCAAGAAGCAGGUACUCACAACAGAGAAAACUGAACCUGCAGUUGAUAUGCUUAAGGAUAUAGGGUUGCAAAUCAUAGAAAAAUGUGACGGGUUACCGCUUGCCAUAAAAGUGAUGGGAGGACUCCUAUGCCAGAAGGACAAAGAACGACGUGAUUGGGAAAAGGUUUUGCAUGAUUCUAUAUGGUCAGUAAGUCGUAUGCCAGAAGAGCUAAACCAUGCAAUAUAUCUUAGCUACGAGGACUUGUCUCCAUGUUUAAAACAAUGCUUUCUGCAUUUCUCCCUUAAGCCUAAAAGGAUAAGUUUUACCCACGUACAGUUUGUGGGAAUGUGGAUUGGUGAAGGAUUUGUUCAUGGGGACUCUGAUAAAUUUGGAGAAUUAGGAAAUGAGUACCAUAAGGAGCUAAUAUUGAGGAACCUUAUAGAGCCGGAUCCGUUAUAUUCCAGUCAAACUAUUUGCCACAUGCAUGAUGUUGUCCGAUCAUUUGCUCAAUUUUUGACUAGAGAUGAAGCACUAGUAGGUCAUAGUGGAGAAAUUCUUAAUAGCAAACUUAGUCUGCCAAAGUUUCUUAGGUUUUCUGUAGAAACCAAAGGCGGGCAAUCUGAUGAAUUUGAGUGGAGAUGUUUACAAGAGCAAAAAUUGCUAAGAUCGAUAACAAUAAUUGGGAAUUUCAAGAUUCAGUCUGGUGAUUCACUGAUGAGCUUUUCAAGUCUUCGAACUCUACAUAUAGAGUCUGCAAAUUUUGCUGCAUUGACUGAAUCUCUAUAUCAGCUCAAACACUUGAGGUAUCUAACACUACAAAACUGCAAUGAUAUAAACAGCCUGCCAGAGGACAUUCACAAGAUAAAAUUCCUACAACACCUUGGUCUUGAAGGUUGUAGGAGUCUGGUGAAACUUCCUGACAGCAUUGUCAAGUUAGAGGAACUGAGAUUUCUUGACCUUGACGACACAUGUGUAAAUAGCAUGCCUAGGGGUUUCUGUGCCUUGACAAAUCUGAGGGAACUGUAUGGGUUCCCAGCCUACGUGGAUGGUGAUUGGUGUAGUUUGGAAGAGUUGGGACCUCUUUCUCACCUCGUUCAUCUUGGAUUAAAGGGUUUGGAGAAUGUAGCUGUUACCUCGUCCGCCUUGAAGGCCAUGCUUGUUGCAAAAGUACAUCUUACCUUAAUGAAAUUACACUGCACCAAUACACUUGACAACAAUAGAAGAGUACCCUCUGAGAAGGAACAAGGAAUAAUUGAGGAGGUGUUUGAUGAACUCUAUCCUCCGUCUUGCACCGAAAAUAUUAACAUCCAAGGAUAUUUCGGUCACCAGCUCCCAAGAUGGAUGAUGUCAACAGCAACAUCGCCUCUCAAGAGCUUGAGGUUUCUAACAAUGCAUGAACUGGUUUGUUGCACCCAACUCCCUGAUGGCUUGUGUCUGCUCCCAUGUCUUGAGCUCCUAGCAGUUGACCGAGCGCCAGCUAUCAAGCGUCUUGGGCCUGAAUUUGUGCAGUCCCCGGAUCACCGUCAUCAUCCUUCAUCCCAGAUGACAACUUCUUUUCCAAGACUGCAUCAGAUGAAACUAAAUGCAUUGGUGCAAUGGGAGGACUGGGUGUGGGAGGAGGAAGUGCAAGCUAUGCCCCUCUUGGAUGAGCUUAGUAUCGUAAGAUGCAAUUUGAGGUGUAUCCCCCCCGGCCUUGCAUCCCAUGCAAGGGCUUUGAAAAAAGUAUAUAUGAGCAACAUCGAGCGCCUCGACUCUGUUGAAAACUUUGGUUCCGUCACUGAGCUCAGGCUGUCUCACAUGCCCGAGAUGACUAGGAUCACUAAUCUUCCCAAAUUGCAAAAUCUUGAGAUCAGCUUCUGCUCAAAGAUCGAGUUACUUGAGCAGAUGCCUGCACUCAGAAGACUUGCGCUGAAUCUAGGGUACAGUGAGAAACAACUACCGCUAUACCUACAGGCUGUGAAGCCAAGUCAUUUUUUGUUGAACUGCAGCCGAAAGGUACUCACCUCCAUGGCUUCGGGAAAAUCUGGCUCGGAGUGGUUCAAGUUCAGCCACAUCCAGCAUGUUGAGGUUUAUGCAAAUGAUGGAGGCAAUGAGAAAAAAUGGCACCUACUGUACACAAGAGAGCCCUACAAGAUCGAUACAAAUGUUGUGCAGGAUUACUCAGAUGAAUAAUAGGACGUACCAUAAGGAGAGGAAGGACUAUGGAAGGAAGGAUGCAACAUCAUCCAAGGUUAUAUGUGAUAGAAGCAGAAGGAAAUGUGAAUCGACGGCAGCCUCCCCCUCUUCCUGAAGCCAGGAGCUGGCGGCUCAUACAUAUCAAGUGGGCGCAUCCAUGGAAACGACGAUACAGUAUGAAAGCGAGAUGGAGAAAAUGAUACUGAACUUUAUUUUUUGCGAGAAGGUGUAGGCCAUGUAUUAAAAUUAUCCAACCCUUGCAAGGCCAUCCUUACAAAACAGAGUACUGUACAUUUGUUCCAUAUAUGAGCCCCUGGUCUGUUCCUUUAUUCUUAUUGCCUGGUUGGACAGACUCAGUUUGAUGAGCAGGUGAGGAAGAUAAUAGUAUACAUAUUACAUA